GCAUGAAGAGGGAAUGAGGACAGGACAGCUCGGCAGAUAUUUUUGAACUUCAGAGUUGAUUUGUCACCUUCUGAUCAACAGUACUGAAGAUGCAUAGUAUUCACUUGAAUCUAGACUUUAGAUAACAAUGAUGUAAUAUUUCUUUUGACAGAUAACGACAAUAGGAAAUGAAAUAACACAGGGAAAGAACAAAUUGGAAGUAGGAAAAAAAGAACAAGAGGCUACUGGAACAUUUGGCUGCAUGGGCAUAUGAACAGUAUAUCCAGCAGCAGGUACAACAGGUCUUGGCAGAGGUGACUGACAGCAGGAAUAAACUGUCCUGUGACAAAGGAGAACUUCAGAUGGCAAACUUGCAGCGUCAGCUGGAGGCAGCAAAGGACAAUAACAGUAAGGUGACAACAAUGCUGGAGCACGCGUUAGCUUCUCAUAGCAAGAUGCAGGCAGUUCUGGAUGCAGUACAAACAGAGUUGGGACACAAGGAUGCUGAAAUCAGCAACUGCAGAUAAGACAGAAGCCAGAGUCAGCAGAAAAUGCAGAUGUUAGAAACGGAAUUGGAACAUCACAAAGCCAAACUGGUUGCCAUGGAAAGGCAGCACAGCAGCCAGUUGGAACCACUUUCUAAGGCACUAGAAGUUGCUAGAAUGGACAAAAAGACACUUGCUCUUUGUUUGGAAGAAGUUCAGCAGGCCAAUAACGUCCUGCAGAGUAAGCUGAUCCACACUCAGUAUGACCUGAAAAGUAAAGAAGCUGAGCAUCAACAGCUGAUGGCCUGCAGGGAGCAGUUAAUGGAAAAACUUAAGACUGAGGAAAAGAUGCACAUAGAAAACGUAGAGACUUUGAAGAAGCAGUUCCAUGCCAAACAAGAGGUUUCUAGGAAGGCUGCCCAUCGAGAGUCUACUGAGAAGGCUCUUCAAGGCUCAUCCUCUAAAUUUGCUGAAGUUUCCUGUGCUAACAAGGAGCUGCUGCAGAAAGUGAUAGAGCUGGAGAAGACUUUGUCCAGUUACUGGGAAAAGCUAAAAAGCCAAAGAGCUCAAGAGAUUGAACUGAGAGAAAUGGAAGCAAUAAAGGAGGAAUAUCAGAAGAAGAAUUACGAACAGUCACAGCACAUCCAACAAUUUGUGUCAGAGUUGAAGAGUUUGCGUAGUGAGAUGUAAAUAUUGUUGGAAAACCAACAUAAAGUGCAAGUACAGAACAGGCAGCUGGAGACCCAGCUAGAAGUGGAGAGAAGGCGAGUGCAUCAGUUGGAAAAUGAGCGUCAGAAAAAAACAACCCAACAUCUGAAGAAAUGUAAAGAGGAAAUAGAAAACCAACUGAAACAAGCCAGUAUGGUGUCAGAACAGAUGACAAAUAACCUGAAAGAAGCCCAGCGCUGGUUCAAAUCAGAGUUUGACAGCCUGCAGCUAGAUUGUCUGAAAAACCACUGGCCAGUGAACUUCGAAGACAGCAGCUCCAAGGAGAUAAUUCAUCAGCCUUCUCCAUAA
Molecule: messenger RNA, 1481 nt
Organism: Cygnus atratus (black swan)
Lineage: Eukaryota; Metazoa; Chordata; Aves; Anseriformes; Anatidae
Gene: CCDC150
Product: coiled-coil domain containing 150
Exons: 12
Source: RefSeq, a predicted model, not a curated record